Molecule: messenger RNA, 954 nt
Organism: Alternaria atra
Lineage: Eukaryota; Fungi; Ascomycota; Dothideomycetes; Pleosporales; Pleosporaceae
Exons: 5
Coding region: 1-954 (317 amino acids)
Cellular component (GO): Cdc73/Paf1 complex
Molecular function (GO): protein binding
Source: RefSeq, a predicted model, not a curated record
AUGUCAAAACAAUACCUCACUCUCCACACGGUCGACUCGGCGCAUCCCAAAGCGAGCGAUGUCUUCGCCGUAGCACCGACUAGCACACAAUUACUCUCAGCAUCCGGCUCAAGUAGCAUCAACGUCUACGACACCACACAGGCAGAGUUCCCGGUAAUACAAACACUCGACAAGGCGCAUCCGCUCGGCAUACACCACCUCGUAACUGCACGAGAAGAGAAGGCACGACGGGGUGCGAGUGCAGGCUUCGAAGGCAAGGUCAAAAUAUGGAGUCAGGACGAGGAUGGCGUAUGGAGUGAAGACGGAGAGAUUGUUGACCAGAACAAGCCGGGUGAGAUCUGGGCGAUUGCCCUUAGUGCAGACGGCCAGUACUUGGCGAGCACCAGCAUCAACGGCAAGAUCAACGUCUGGAGCUUGAACAAAGACGAGGGCAUGCCCCGGAUACGCGAGUAUGAGACGAAAGGCAGCUUUGGGCUGUGCGUAGAUCUGAGUCGCAACGGCACCUUCACCACGUCCGGCCACGAAAAUGGAUCGAUAUAUGUCUUCAACAAUGAAACCGGACGCCUCGCCCACUCCUUAGCCGGCCUCGUACACCCUGUCCGCAGCGUGGCCUUCUCUCCGGCAUCGAAGCUCCUAGCCGCAGGAGGUGAUGCUCGAAUCAUCGCACUCUACGACGUCACAUCCGGAGAGCAAGUAGCAAACUUCACCGGGCAUGGAGGCUGGAUACUCAGCCUGGACUGGAGUGAUACGGGCGAAUACCUGCUAUCAGGAUCCCACGACUCAAAAGCAAAAGUAUGGCGCAUAGAAACGCGGUCAUGCGUUGCGACACAUUCCCAUGGCGACAAACCCCUCUGGAGCGCAAAGUGGCUGCCAAAAGCACCUAUGAAGAGCGAGAUGUUUGCGCUAGCUGGAGGAAACAACUCGAUCAGUUUCUACCGUGAGGCAGCAGGUUGA